CUCACCUUUUUUUUCAAGAAAAUGGAAAGAAAGUUCGUACAGAGAAAAUCAUUCCCUCCCUUUUUCGCUCUUUCCCCUUGCCAUUUGAAAGACAUGGCUGCGCAGCUUCUCUUCCGUCACUGUUUCCAUUAAUGGCGCUGCAUUAACUUCCUUGCCCUGCAUCUUCUUGCAUUCCCCUGAUUUUCCAUGACCCACAUGGAGCAAGUUCUUGAAGGACCUGCCUCCGGGGAGGGGGAUAUAUGCUGUGGUCUCCGGAUGCGAAUCGCGGAUAUUCUACUAGUCGAGGAGGAAGAGGAAGAAGAGGAGGAGGAGGAGGAGAGCGAGAGUGGGGCGGACGCCGAGUUCGAGAUGGGCGGUCUCCGGCGGCGGCAAGGCGAAGUGGGUUCUUGUGGGUUCGAGUGUUCGUCGCCGGGUCGGGCGUUUUCGAGGUGGUUCAGAUGGCGCAAGGAGAAGAAGGGUGUGGUGGGGCAGGUUCGAGAGAAAGAAGAGAGGGAGUUUGGUGAUGGGUCGGGGAGCUUGGGCGUUUCGAGGAUAAGGACGAAGGUUGAGGACGGUUCGCCGGGCGCGGUCGAUGGGAAGGAUGAGUCAGGACAAUCUAGGAAUGAGAAUAUGUUUAACCUGGGAGCUGCAGGGAGUCUUUUAUAUCUGAUUGCUGCGAGUAAGAAUGAACUCAACAAAAUGGAGGAUUUGCGGAAAGAAAUGGAACUUUUUCUUCAGAAAGUCAAAGAAAAAGUACAGAGGAAAGAUUCUUCUCGUGAACCAUCUGAGUUGACGGAGAGUGUUGCAUCUUGUUUGACUGAUAUAAAGGAAGUCUUGAGCUGUGGCAGCCACAUUUUGGAGCAAUCCCAUAGAACGCCAUCUCCUUUGCUAGAACAACAUAGAUGUAUGCAGUCGAAUCAGUCCAGUGGAUGCGAGUCUAAACAAGAACCUGUGGAGGGGAUUGAAGAACUGGAAGCAGAAUUAGAAGCCGAGUUAGAGCGCUUGCAGCUUCAGUUGGAUGCUGAAACUUCUUCCAAGCAAUCAUAUCAGGAAAUGAUAAAGCAGAUUGCACCCAAGGAGUCAGCUUCAGGAAGUGCCCGUAGCACGAGCUUUGGAGAAGUAAUCAACCCCGAAGACGAAGUGACUGAAGUUCAGGGCGGAGUUCCCCCUAUUGAACUCAAGAGGAGGUUGCAUGAACUGUUGGAAACAAGACAGCAAGAACGAAUCAAAGAGCUGGAAGCAUCUGUAGAGCGUUUGGAGCACAAGCUAUCUGAGAAAGAGAGAGAGGUCUCAUGGUGGAAAGACACCGCCCUUCUUCUGUCACAGCAUGUAUCUGAGCCUUCUCAUGGUGGUCCAACCAACAAUGGAACCUUGAUAUGUUGAACUCAAAACUGUGAAAUUGAUUUGAAUGGUGUGCAGCUUUUCUUUUCCUUUUCUUAUCCUUUCUGAGACGGAUUAAGGGACAGAUAAAGGAAUGUAAUUAUCAGUUAUACAGCUUGAAUUUA
This is a messenger RNA of Syzygium oleosum, 1484 nucleotides long. Its product is annotated as protein POLAR LOCALIZATION DURING ASYMMETRIC DIVISION AND REDISTRIBUTION-like. The transcript has 3 exons. The coding region runs from base 187 to 1362 and encodes 391 amino acids. NCBI's taxonomy places the organism in Eukaryota, Viridiplantae, Streptophyta, Magnoliopsida, Myrtales, Myrtaceae. The record is from RefSeq and is a predicted model, not a curated record. Gene Ontology annotation, biological process: asymmetric cell division.